AUGAUGGCAGGCGGUAUCCACUCGAAUCGAUGGCGGGAUUACCUUCGAGACAUCCAUCGCGUACUUCGACCAGGCGGUUGGUGUCAAAUGGUGGAGAUAUACUUUAACGCGCAGUCAGACAACGGAACGUUGACUCAAAGUAGACCCCAGGGCGCCAAUGCAGAUGCAAAGUUGGAUGCAAAGUGCUGGAUUCGACUCGGUGGAAACCCAAAUGAUCCCUCUCCCGACUUGCGAAUGACGUCUCAAGAGUUCCAAGUGUUGGUAGCUCAAGCAAGGAGCGAGGCUGAUAACCCGGCGUUCAGGGUGAGUUCCCUGCCCCCAAAACAAUCAUCUUUUUUUCGAGUGGGAAUGCCUACUAACAUUCGAGCCACUCUCGGCGGCUCUUCCUAG
Molecule: messenger RNA, 390 nt
Organism: Colletotrichum costaricense
Lineage: Eukaryota; Fungi; Ascomycota; Sordariomycetes; Glomerellales; Glomerellaceae
Exons: 3
Coding region: 1-390 (129 amino acids)
Source: RefSeq, a predicted model, not a curated record